AUGCUAUUUCACGCUUCGCUAGCCGUCACGGCCCUCGCCGGCCUGGCUGCGGCCGAACCUGUUCCCCAGCCAUACAAGUUGAACGUCAUCAAGAUGUCCGUCAGAGACAUCUUUGGUCUUGAACGUCGCCAGGACGGCUACCAACCUAGCCAGACCUUCUGCGGCACUGGCUUGACAUGUACUGAUGCUUGUGGUGCUGGUUUUGAGCAGUGUGAUUCCACCGACGCUACCAUUCAUUGCUUCGAUCCUACGGCUAAGCAGACCUGCUGUGGCACUGGUACUGGAGAUUCUUGUGACGAAGGCUACUUCUGUUCUUCUGAUUCAGCUGGUGCGACUUGGUGUUGCCCUGACGGCCUUUCGCUUGAAGAAUGUGCCAAGCAGUACUCUGUUACCGGUGGUCUCUCCUCGGAGUUGCCAGCGUCCACCCCCGUUGGUGUUUCUAUGCCGACUACCAGCUCCGUCGAGACAGCCAGCACAGCCAGCACCUCGGCUACCCCUGCCGUCACUGGCACCGACGCUGAAGCUACCGCUGACCGUACGACUUACAUCUCCGAGAUAGUGAAGACUGUUGUCCCCACUGCUGCAAGCGCUGGCUCCAAUACCACCGGUGUGUCGCCCACUUUCGCUUCGACAAGCACCCUGCCUGUUCAGGCCGCAGCCAGCAAGGGGUCCACGAGUUUCGUUGCCCUUCUGGCCGCCCUGGCCUUUGCUGCCAUUCUCUAA
Pseudomassariella vexata is the source of this 723-nucleotide messenger RNA. RefSeq lists its product as uncharacterized. The transcript has 2 exons. The coding region runs from base 1 to 723 and encodes 240 amino acids. NCBI's taxonomy places the organism in Eukaryota, Fungi, Ascomycota, Sordariomycetes, Amphisphaeriales, Pseudomassariaceae. The record is from RefSeq and is a predicted model, not a curated record.